This is a messenger RNA of Mytilinidion resinicola, 504 nucleotides long. Its product is annotated as acyl-CoA dehydrogenase family protein. Lineage: Eukaryota; Fungi; Ascomycota; Dothideomycetes; Mytilinidiales; Mytilinidiaceae. The record is from RefSeq and is a predicted model, not a curated record. Gene Ontology annotation, molecular function: oxidoreductase activity, acting on the CH-CH group of donors. Bases 1 to 504 code for a protein of 167 amino acids. The transcript has 3 exons.
AUGACCAAUUUCGAUCAUGAACGGCUCUCAAUAUGUAUUGGAGGUACAAGACAAGCAAGAGUGGCGCUAGGAGCGGCUAUGGAAUACGUGAUGCAGAGAGAAGCAUUUGGGAAGACUCUAGUUGACCAGCCGGCUGUGAGACAUCGUUUGGCGAUCUGUGGUGGUAUGGUUGAGGCACAAUGGAGCUGGAUUGAGCAGAUGACAUACAUGAUGAGCAAGAUGGAGAAAGUGGAGGCAGAUCAGGAACUUGGAGGCCUUACGGCUCUGGUGAAAGCCCAGACAGGCCACAUUUUGAGUGAAUGCGCGCAGUGUGCAGUAUUGCUUUUUGGGGGGAAGGGCUACACAAGGACGGGGCAGGGAGAGUUAGCCUAUCGCGAGGUGCCCGGGACUCGUAUCCCCGGAGGUAGUGAGGACGUGCUUUUGGAUUUGUCAGUUAGACAGCUGGUAAAGAACUACAAGAAUAAGAUUGAAGCGCUACAGAAAGAUGCAAGUCCUAGAUUGUAG